This is a messenger RNA of Huiozyma naganishii CBS 8797, 237 nucleotides long. RefSeq names its product DUF5137 domain-containing protein. The transcript has a single exon. The record is from RefSeq and is a predicted model, not a curated record. NCBI's taxonomy places the organism in Eukaryota, Fungi, Ascomycota, Saccharomycetes, Saccharomycetales, Saccharomycetaceae. The coding region runs from base 1 to 237 and encodes 78 amino acids.
AUGGCAGAUGAGAAUUAUGAUCCCUACGAGGAGUACUACGCGAACGAACAAAGUAAAACUGAAAGACUGGCAUUAGACGAAGAAUUAUUAAAGUCUCAACAACAAGACAUUUAUUUCAGAAGCUUGGUUGAGAAAAUACCGGCACUACAACCUAUAUCUAAAGAUACAAAUACAAGGGGUGUUGUAAGGGGCCGUGAAGGGGAAACUUUGAAUAAUAGCAACAAGAGGCAAAGAUGA